Gasterosteus aculeatus aculeatus (three-spined stickleback) is the source of this 2524-nucleotide messenger RNA. It is a transcript of the gene dpf1, whose product is annotated as double PHD fingers 1. Gene Ontology annotation, biological process: nervous system development. Gene Ontology annotation, cellular component: nBAF complex. The record is from RefSeq and is a predicted model, not a curated record. NCBI's taxonomy places the organism in Eukaryota, Metazoa, Chordata, Actinopteri, Perciformes, Gasterosteidae.
CCGCAGCCCCAGAGAAUGAAUGAAAUUGGAAUAGCAGCUACAUUACAUGUACAAUACCGAGCUCUGCGGUGUUGCAUUCUAUCAUACUACAUCAAAAUGGCCACAGCGGUGCAGAACCCCCUCAAAUCGCAAUCUGGAGGUGCAGUCAUCAAGAACAGUCUUGGUGAGGAGUUCUACAAGGAGGCCAUCGAACACUGCCGCAGCUACAAUGCCCGUCUGUGCGCCGAGCGCUCCAUGCGCCUCCCCUUCCUGGACUCCCAGACCGGCGUGGCCCAGAGCAACUGCUACAUCUGGAUGGAGAAGAACCACCGCGGACCAGGUCACGCUCCGGGUCAGCUGUACACAUAUCCCGCCCGCUGCUGGCGCAAGAAGAGACGGCUAAACAUCCUGGAGGAUCCGCGGCUCGUACCCAUCGAGUUCAAGAUCGACUACGAGGCUUCUCUGAAGAAGGAGGGCGGCAUCCCGGACGGCCCCGUGCUGGAGUCGCUGCUCGCCGGGGAAACCCUGGACAAGAAGGUAGAAACCAAGGAAGAAGAGCCGAUGAGCGAGUGUCAGAAGCUGCUGGUCGGGGAUUUCCCUCACGAGCUGGAGGUGGACGAGAUAGAGGAAGACGUCCCGAAACGCAAGAACCGUACCAAAGCACGGGCCUACGGCGUCGGCGGCAUGAGGAAGAGACAAGAGCCGGCUGCGAUUGAAGACAGAGACAAGCCUUACGUCUGCGACAUCUGUGGAAAGCGCUACAAGAACCGCCCGGGGCUGAGUUACCAUUACACUCACACACACCUGGCAGACGAGGAGGGGGAAGAGGACUCGGAGCGACACACGCUACCCUUCCAGCGCAAGAACAACCACAAGCCCAAGAAAGCGCCAGACGGCUCGGUGAUCGCCAACGGCUACUGCGACUUCUGCCUCGGAGGCUCCAAGAAGACGGGCUGUCCCGAAGACCUUAUCUCCUGUGCGGACUGUGGACGCUCAGGCCACCUGUCCUGUCUGCAGUUCACAGUGAACAUGACGGCUGCGGUGAGGACUUAUCGCUGGCAGUGCAUCGAGUGCAAGUCCUGCAGCCUGUGCGGCACCUCUGAGAACGACGACCAGCUGUUGUUCUGUGACGACUGUGACAGAGGCUACCACAUGUACUGUCUGAGCCCCCCCAUGUCCGAACCGCCGGAGGGGAGCUGGAGCUGUCAUCUGUGUCUGAGACACUUGAAGGAGAAGGCCUCAGCCUACAUCACCCUCACUUAAUCCGCGGAGCAGCGCCUCAUCCUCUCGGCCCUCAUCCUUCCCCCACCGUCGCCCCUCCUCCGUGCCUCAGCUCGACUCCCCCCCCACUCGCCCCCUGACUCCCCUCCUCUUCCUCCCCUCAUCUAUUUGUCGCCGCAGCUUCCUCCAGAAUCCGUCCCGGUGACCUCUGACCCGACGGAGCGCACAGCAACCCCUCAGCGCAGCGACCUUUUUCCGAGCGCCUCUCCAGCCGCAAACCCGACCUCCGUCCUUUCUGGGGGGGUUCCACAUCGACGCGCCCUAAUGCUUGACCUGACCCCCACCCCCUUUACUGAAAACGGAACCCAUCAGCCGGCAAUGUGUUUGCCAGCAAGACACACACACACACACACACACACACACACACACUGGCCUGCCGAGAGUACUUCAGAGGUACACUGCUCCACAAGAACCCUCUUAAGGGGCCUCGGAAGAGCCCUAAUGAUCCUCACCUGCAGCUCAGUCAAGUAGCGAGUGAGAAUUACUAAGACGGACGGGUGUCGGGCUGAGGACGGGGUUCGGGGGACCCCGGGUGACACACGGAGCAGUAGGUUUCUGUGAAAUGUACACCUAACCGAAAUUGAAUUUACUCCCUGCGUCCUCUCCCUCUUGUACAGAGCCGAGACGUUGAACUCCGCUCCGCUGUUUGUGCGCGGGGGGCUCGCUGCCCCUCUGCGAUUUUCAAAAGAGGGGGCGAGUUGUACAGAAUUCAGACUGAUUCUCCAUCCGUGCAGUCUUCAAGACGCAACAGUGAGCCUCUGGCCAGGAACUCAGACCAUCUUCGAGCUCGCCGCCUCCUCUCUCCUUGCACGAGGCUCCCACUGAUGAACGGUGCGUUCUUUCGGGCAUCGUUGCCGGGAGGUGUCGGAUCGCUCUCCAAUCAGCCGAUCGGUGUGUUUAAAAAUGACAAUUUAGGCUCAGCGUCGCUCACAAAUCCUCGACCUGAACUUGGGUCGGCCGUCUAUGAAUCAGUGACUGUGACGCCAAUGUGGGACUGGAACACUGCUCGAGCUCGGCGUGCGUUACCUGUGUGUGAAGAAUGUAGGAUUGACGUGUGGACAAUGCAGAACUUUCUCUGGCCCACGCUGAGGCCUAAAAAAAAACAUAUUUUUUAUGAUUCCUUUUUUAUUUAAGAUGUUUUUUUUUCUUCUUCCCAUGUGCAUGUUGUUAUUUGAAUUGUUUGUGUAGACUUUUAUUUGAAAUGGAAAGGAAAGCACACUUAAUUCGCAAUAAUGUGUUUAUGAUAUGAACUAUUUUGGCCAAA